This is a messenger RNA of Telopea speciosissima, 873 nucleotides long. RefSeq names its product aconitate hydratase, cytoplasmic-like. Lineage: Eukaryota; Viridiplantae; Streptophyta; Magnoliopsida; Proteales; Proteaceae. Gene Ontology annotation, molecular function: 4 iron, 4 sulfur cluster binding; aconitate hydratase activity. Gene Ontology annotation, cellular component: cytosol; mitochondrion. The coding region runs from base 1 to 873 and encodes 290 amino acids. Gene Ontology annotation, biological process: tricarboxylic acid cycle; citrate metabolic process. The transcript has 8 exons. The record is from RefSeq and is a predicted model, not a curated record.
AUGGGGAAAUCUUCUGGGGGUGGCGAGUUUGGAAAGUACUAUAGCCUACCUGCUCUGAAUGAUCCAAGGAUCGAUAAGUUGCCGUACUCUGUCAGGAUCCUUCUUGAAUCGGCAAUCCGUAACUGUGACAACUUCCAAGUCACCAAGGAAGAUGUUGAGAAGAUUAUUGAUUGGGAGAAUACUUCUCCCAAACAAGUCGAGAUUCCUUUCAAGCCUGCCCGUGUUCUCCUGCAGGAUUUUACUGGUGUACCAGUUGUGGUGGACCUUGCUUGCAUGAGGGAUGCUAUGAACAAGCUUGGCAGUGAUUCUAGCAAGAUUAACCCCUUGGUCCCAGUGGAUCUUGUUGUUGAUCAUUCUGUUCAGAUGGAUGUAGCAAGAUCAGAAAAUGCAGUGAAGGCAAAUAUGGAUCUUGAAUUCCAGAGGAACAAGGAGAGCUUUGCUUUUCUUAAAUGGGGAUCUACUGCUUUUCACAACAUGUUUGUUGUUCCUCCAGGCUCUGGUAUCGUGCAUCAGACAAGAAAUCAAGUCCCUCCUAUGCAGACAUCUUUGAAUCACUCAUUCCCAUCUCUGCCUCAAUCUUUGCAAUUCCCUAUGACAGGGGGCCCCUUACCUCUUCCUUCACUUCGUAUGCCAAUUCCUGAUUCUUUGAUCACUCUUUGUGAGUUUAUGAACCGCAUGGAGCAGGCAUUAUCACUCAAUGGAUAUCAAUCAAAUCUUUCACCUUCCUAUGUUGGAGAUCCAUUGAGAGUGGAGGUACCAUCUGAUACGAGGGGAUUGCCAACUCCCGAAGCAUUAGCUAUUGUUGUUCGACAAACACAACUUCUCAGUGGUCAUGCUACGUCUGCACUUGCUGUAUGUACUGAACUUUCUUAA